This is a messenger RNA of Misgurnus anguillicaudatus (oriental weatherfish), 2728 nucleotides long. It is a transcript of the gene fzd10, whose product is annotated as frizzled class receptor 10. Gene Ontology annotation, biological process: canonical Wnt signaling pathway; non-canonical Wnt signaling pathway. Gene Ontology annotation, cellular component: membrane. Gene Ontology annotation, molecular function: transmembrane signaling receptor activity; Wnt-protein binding. The record is from RefSeq and is a predicted model, not a curated record. Lineage: Eukaryota; Metazoa; Chordata; Actinopteri; Cypriniformes; Cobitidae.
GACCGUGAAAAUCGCCAGUUGUAGAGAGAAAGGCGACAUAUCUUGACUGGAAACCCCGUUUGGUCGUCCUCCGUGAGAGUUUUGCCACUUACAUGCGCGGUAAAUGUCUGACGCGCUUUUGUAAAUCAUCUGAGGAAGACGACAACAACAACAACAACAAAUGGCCAGAGAGCAAUUUAAGUGUGAUGUUGUGCUGAAACGGUGAGGAGGAUUUGAGGUCUACACAGGCAGUUCCGCACGGUUUAAGGAUAAUCAGUGUGUCAGUUCGGUCUUUCUUAUGUAAAGCAGCUGUCUUUGAAGGCGGAUCUUUUGGCAGGUUAGUUCAGGACUGAAGCGGAGGAGCUCAGACUGCGCGAGGCAGCGAGCAACUCGACACGGAGCAACGGAAGGCGAGCUGGAGGAGAUAAAAACCAGUUUACAGAGAGGAUUCAUUCAUAAACAUUAACAUAAACUUCGUGAAUGCGAUAAAACUACGCCGUGCUUUGUGUUGCGUGGAACGCACUGGUUGAGUUUGGAUCGUUUGCGGAGGAUGAAUGUGGAAAGCAGCGCGAGCCGGAGUUUAAAGCGAAGUCUGAAGGAAAUAAACCGUCAAAGAAGCAAAAAACGACAGGAAUUUUAUCUGUGGACAUGAACUGCAAAGUCUUCUAAUUUUGAGCUUUUUUUGAACUUAACAUUGUUUGGGACAUUCUUUUCAACUCAAGACUGGGUUUCUCACUAAUGCACUUCAAUCCUUAAAGUUCACAUUUUGGGGAUACGGACACGGUCAGUUACAAAGAAACAACAACAAUGAAACAACUUAAAUAAGCAAAAAGUGUUCAGAGCCUUAUUUUAAAAGACUCCCAUAUCUUCUUUUCUGCUACAUGAGGUAAUAUAAUAUAAAAUGUUUGUUGGCACUGUUGGACUGGGCGCUCUUGCGCUGCUGUGUGUGGCUGGAGUUUCUUUUGCUAUCAGCUCCAUAGACCCCGACCGUCCCGCAGAAGGAAGGUGCCAGGAAAUUGCUAUCCCACUCUGCAAGGACAUCGGCUACAACUUGACAGUCAUGCCAAACUUAAUGGGACACGAGGAUCAAGGCGAGGCGGCCAUCAAGCUGCAUGAGUUUGCGCCGCUGAUCGGUAUCGGCUGCCACAGCCAUCUGAAGUUUUUUUUGUGCUCUCUCUAUGCUCCCAUGUGCACGGAGCAGGUAUCCACCCCCAUCCCAGCGUGCCGAGUGAUGUGCGAGCAAGCUCGGCAGAAGUGUUCUCCAAUCAUGGAGCAUUUUAACUUCCGCUGGCCGGACUCGCUGGACUGCUCCAAGCUGCCGAACAAAAAUGACCCCCAUAACCUAUGCAUGGAGGCCCCUAAUAAUGGCACGGACGAGCCCCUGAAGGGCUCCCACACUCAGCCACCCGACUCCAGGCCACCUCGUCCAGGUAACAGUCAAGAACUGCCCAUUAAGGAGAGGGUCGGUAAGACGACAUGCAGUAACCCUGGAAAGUUUCAUUAUGUGCAGAAGAGCGAGUCGUGUGCCCCCAAAUGUUACCCUAAUGUUGACGUAUACUGGAGCCAAGGCGACAAGCGUUUCUCUAUGGUGUGGAUCGCCGUCUGGUCCAUUCUGUGCUUUAUCUCCAGCGCCUUUACCGUACUCACCUUCCUCAUUGACCCCCAGCGCUUUAAGUACCCAGAGCGUCCCAUCAUCUUCCUCUCUAUGUCUUACUGUGUCUACUCAGUGGGCUUUCUUAUAAGACUUUUUGUAGGGGUCGAAAACGUGGCUUGUGAUCGCGACACUGGCGUGCAGUACAUCAUCCAAGAAGGCUUGGAGAGCACAGGAUGCACCAUAGUCUUCCUUAUUCUGUACUAUUUUGGGAUGGCCAGUUCUUUGUGGUGGGUCAUUCUUACUCUUACGUGGUUCCUGGCAGCUGGGAAAAAAUGGGGCCACGAGGCCAUCGAAGCCAACAGCAGCUACUUUCAUCUGGCGGCAUGGGCUAUACCAGCCAUUAAGACCAUCAUGAUCCUGGUUAUGAGGAAGGUGGCGGGAGAUGAGCUCACAGGGGUGUGCUACGUUGGCAGCAUGGAUGUCAAAGCCUUGACCGGUUUCGUUCUUAUUCCCCUCUCUUGCUACCUCAUCAUCGGCACUUCCUUUUUGCUCUCAGGGUUCGUGGCACUUUUUCACAUCCGCAAGGUUAUGAAGACAGAAGGAGAGAACACAGAUAAGCUGGAGAAGCUGAUGGUCAGGAUCGGCGUCUUCUCGGUUCUUUACACAGUUCCUGCCACUUGUGUCAUCGCUUGCUAUUUUUACGAGCGACUUAACAUGGAUUAUUGGAAGAUUCUCGCGAGUGAGCAGAAGUGCGUUGAGGAUGGUAAGAGCGGCGAGGAGUGCGUGAUGAAGACCUCCAUUCCAGCUGUGGAGAUCUUCAUGGUUAAAAUUUUCAUGUUGCUUGUGGUGGGCAUCACCAGCGGCAUGUGGAUCUGGACCUCCAAAACGCUGCAGUCUUGGCAGAACGUUUUCAGCCGCAAACUGAAGAAAAAGACCAGGAGAAAGGCUGCGUGUGUUUUUACGGGCAGUGGUCCUUACCUCAAGCCUCAUCCUGCACUGAAAGGACAUAAAACCAAGUAUGAACCAGCAGGUCCUCCUGCCACAUGUGUAUGAGCUGGGCCUCAAUACACAAAAACAGCCAAACAAGUAAAUGCUUGACUAUAAAGACAGAAGCAAAGACACAGAAAUUCUUAUAUUUAUUUAAUGCAGACUUUU